AUGCGUUGGCAGCAAAAUAGCAUCCUGCAGCCUCUGCUGCUUGCUGCAUCCCUUGUCUCCGUAACAUCAGCAGCGGGUCGCAGUCUGCGACAUGUAGGCAAGUCAGAUGCUAUCCUGAACAGCUUCCAUAACCGCGCGCCCUACGCCAGCGAGCUGGAUGAGCGUCUGGAGCAGCGCACAACCUCCAAGGACUUCCUCUUCCUCAACAACAAGACCUCCAGCUAUGCCGUCGAUGGUACAGCCAUUCCGGACGUCAGCUUUGACGUUGGCGAAUCUUAUGCUGGGUCGCUCCCCCUCUCCAGCAAUGCCAGCGAUCCGAAUCAGCUGUUCUGGUGGUUCUUCCCAUCGGAAAACGAAGACGCGAAGAAGGAGAUUGUGAUUUGGCUCAAUGGUGGCCCGGGAUGCUCUUCCCUCGAGGGCCUUCUCCAGGAAAACGGCCCGUUCAUUUGGCAGUAUGGAACCUAUUUGCCGGUGCAGAACACCUGGUCUUGGAACAAGCUCUCCAACAUUGUCUACAUUGAGCAGCCCGUGGGCACCGGCUUCUCUGUCGGCACCCCAACCGCCACGAGCGAAGAGGAUGUUGCCCGGCAGUUUCUCGGCUUCUGGAAGAACUUUGCCCAGCUCUUCUCUCUCCAGGGCUACAAGGUCUACAUCGCUGGCGAGUCUUAUGCUGGAAUGUACUGCCCGUACAUUGCGGCCGCUAUGGUUGAUGCUAAUGACACGACCUACUACAAUCUGAAUGGCGUCAUGAUCUACGACCCCGUCAUCGGCUACAACGAUAUCCAGAACACCAUUGUAGCCACCCCAUUUGUCGACUACUGGCCGGGCCUGUUUCCUUUCAACGACAGCUUUGUCGCCGAUAUCCACAACCGCAGUGAUAGCUGCGGCUACUCAGACUACUUGAGCAAAUACCUCGUCUACCCCCCUUCAGGGCAGCAGCCAACGAUCCUUCCCGGCCAGGACAGCACUGGAACAACUUACGACGACUGCGAAAACAUCUACAACGACAUUAUCGGCGCUGCUCUGCUGGUGAACCCUUGCUGGGAUAUCUACCAAGUCGCCACGACCUGCCCCCUGCUGUGGGAUGUUCUUGGCUUCCCCGGUACGCUUGGCUAUUUGCCAGAUGGAGCACAGCUCUACUUCGACCGUGACGAUGUCAAGAAGGCCAUCCACGCGCCCAACAUGACUUGGGCAGAGUGCACGGAUGUCAAUGUCUUUGUUGACGGCACUGACACGUCUGUUCCGUCUGGCCUGUCGGUUCUGCCAAAGGUCAUCGACGCUACCAAGAACGUCAUCAUCGGUCAUGGCGCUCUUGAUUUUGUGCUGAUCGCAAACGGAACCCUCUUGACCAUCCAGAACAUGACCUGGGGUGGAAAGCUUGGCUUCCAGUCGCCGCCGACCGAGCCUUUGUUCGUCCCAUACCACGACGACCCGGUCGAGGCCUCGAUGGCCGGCAGCGGUAUUCUGGGCACUGCCCAUACCGAGCGCGGCCUGACGUAUGCGGCGGUCGAUCUGUCCGGCCACAUGAUCCCACAGUACGCGCCCAGUGUGGCCUACCGCCAACUGGAGUUCCUCUUGGGACGCGUCUCCAGCCUUUCGUCGACCGAGCCGUUCACCACAGAUGCCAACGUCACACAGCCUACUGGUGAUCUGGGCAACGGCAACGCUCCGCAGGGUUAUGCCACUGUCAACAAGAAGAACGGCACUUCGUGCUCCAUUUCUACUAGGACCAGCUCUGCCGCCAGUGCUAUUGUCACGAGCGAAGCGACGGCUAGGAGUCUGCCAUUGGCCGCAAGCCUCUCUGCGGGACUCGCUCUUCUUGUGACGCUGAUGAUUUAA
This is a messenger RNA of Grosmannia clavigera kw1407, 1839 nucleotides long. Its product is annotated as serine carboxypeptidase. The transcript is spliced from 5 exons. Bases 1 to 1839 code for a protein of 612 amino acids. Gene Ontology annotation, biological process: proteolysis. Gene Ontology annotation, molecular function: serine-type carboxypeptidase activity. The record is from RefSeq and is a predicted model, not a curated record. NCBI's taxonomy places the organism in Eukaryota, Fungi, Ascomycota, Sordariomycetes, Ophiostomatales, Ophiostomataceae.